CAGUACCCAGAUCCUUCUUCUAUGAAGCCAUGAUGUUGUAAUUGAUGCAGUGUGUGGUCUGGCAUUGUCAUGUUGGGAAAUGCAAGGUCUCCCCUGAAAGAGACAAUGUCUGAAUGGGAUCAUAUGUUGUUCUUGAACUUGGAUAUACCUUUCAGCAUUGAUGGUGCCUUUCAAGAUGUGGAUAUGAUGGACCUGAAAGAAUACUUGAACAGGAUUGGGUUUACUGGCCAAUAUGACAAAGCCGACCUGGACAAUUUGUUCACCAUCCACAAGCUGCAUGUUAUGAAUAUUCCAUUUGAGAACCUCAGCAUCCAUUCUGGCGAGAAGAACACUAUGGAUCUGCAAAUCAUCUAUGAUAAAAUAGUCAAGAGCAAUCGAGGAGGCUGGUGUUGUGAAAACAACCUCUUGUUCUCAUGGGUCCUGAAGGAGAUGGGAUACAAAUCCACCAUGCUAGGCUCCAAAGUGUUCAACUCACUUGAACAGGUGUUCCUCUCCAUGGACUGUCAUCUCGUCAAUCUGGUGGAGAUCGAUGGGAAGCAGUACAUUGCAGAUGUAAGCUUUGGAGUGUCGUCCCAAAUCUGGCAUCCCUUAGAGUUGAUCUCAGGUAAAGACCAGCCGCAGCCUUCAGGUGUAUUCCGCCUCAUAAAUAAUGGGCUGCAGUGGGUUUUGGAGAAGACCAUUAGGAAGCAAUUGGUCCAAGAUAAGACCUUGGCUAAUUCCAGCCUCAUUGAUAAACGGCUCACCAAAACAUUAUACUCCUUCACAUUAACACCCCGUGAUGCAGAUCAUUUCCGAGAGAUGUCAGAUUACCUGCAGACUAGUCCAGACUCUCUGUUCAUGCUCAAAUCCAUUUGCUCCCUUCAGACACCCACAGGCUUCAGAGCUCUGAUUGGUUGGACAUACAGCGAGGUCACAUUUAAAGAGGACUCAGACUUGGUGGACAUGAAAGAAAUCCCAGGCUGUGAGAUAGAGGCUUUACUAAGGGACAAGUUUAACCUGGUGUUAGUUAAUAAAUUCACACCCAAAAACAACAAAGCUGAUUAUUGCAUCUAGUACUCAGCUCAUCUAAUAUUUUUUGUAAUCAGUGUGAUUUGCUUGAAUAUUGAGAUAAAAAUUGUACUCUCUGAA
Carassius auratus (goldfish) is the source of this 1128-nucleotide messenger RNA. Its product is annotated as arylamine N-acetyltransferase, pineal gland isozyme NAT-10-like. Lineage: Eukaryota; Metazoa; Chordata; Actinopteri; Cypriniformes; Cyprinidae. The transcript has 2 exons. The coding region runs from base 70 to 1053 and encodes 327 amino acids. The record is from RefSeq and is a predicted model, not a curated record. Gene Ontology annotation, molecular function: arylamine N-acetyltransferase activity.